AUGAACUAUAUUUGUUUUACAGAAAUGGAAAUUUCUCACUCUCAGAAAAUCGGAAUUGCAGAUCCGGCUUUCAGAGCUCGUGAGGAUGAUUCUGUUAUUGCAAUACCAAACAUUAAGGAGCAAAUUCUUUUUUCGUGGCAUGGAAUCAGCGUAUGCUCGACUUUGUCCAAGGGGACUCAAAGGCAAAUACUGUCCAAUGUUUCUGGUUGGAUGAUUGCCAUUCUUGGGGCAAGUGGUGCGGGUAAGUCGACACUGCUAAAUGCACUUGUGGGGCUGUGUAAAAAUGACAAGCUCGCCGUUACAGGUACCAUCAAGCUGAAUGGCUGCGAUCGAGCAUCUCUGCCGAUAUCAAAAUGGAAGCGGUGUGUUGGAUAUGUUGAACAGAAUGAUCUUCUAUAUCCUACGCUCACUGUCAAGGAGACCCUUUCCAGAAUGGCUUCUCUUCAAUUAUGGAGAACUUUGUCAAAAGCGGGCCAAAAGAAACUUGUAUCUCAGAUAAUAAAGUCUUUGAACUUGGAGCGGUGUUCUGAUUCUCUUGUCGGAGCUUUAGGCUCUGGAAUCUCUGGCGGAGAGAAGAAAAGGCUUGCAAUAGGCCUGCAAUUGAUUUAUGAUCCGUGUAUCCUUUUCUUGGACGAGCCCACGUCAGGACUGGAUGCUCACACGUCUCUUCAGGUUGUCAGUACUAUUUCAGAGAUCACGGCUGACCGUCCUUUUGCUUCAUCAAAGGCUGUCAUCAUGACCAUCCACCAGCCAAGGCUGAACAUUUUGAAGCUAUUUUCAAGGAUCCUUCUGCUUUCGCCCUCCGGUGGAAAUUGCCUAUUUUUUGGAAACAUCGAUGAAGCGAUAAGAUACUUUGAUACGAUUGGAUUUCCAUGUCCCGCUCUGGAAAACCCAGGUGACUACUUUAUAGAUGUGAUUGCAGAACAGCCGAUCCCGCCGUUCGUCGUUGAAUGUCCACAAGUUGAAAGGCAGCAUGACAUUAAAGAUGUGCUGUCUUCAGAGCUGCAGCAUACUUCUGCUCCUUUUUUUCUGCAACUGCGUGUGUUGCUGUGGCAGAAUUUCGUAACCGUAAUUCGCGAUCGCUUCAUGAUAUUUUCGAUCUUUUUCCAAGCUCUUAUUUUUUCCUUGCUGAUUGGCUUUACUGUUUUCCAGCUUCCUCUUACACAGCCUUCGGUUUUGGCGAGGCUUGGAAUCCUUUUUUUUCUGUCCGUAAACACUUGUUUCGGCAUUGUGCAGCCCAUCAUCAUCAUAUUGCCCCUGGAAAAGGGAAUCGUAUCUAAAGAGAGAUUUUCAAAUUCUUACUCUUCCGCAGCGGCAUUGGUGGCAAAGUUUUGUAUUUUGCUCCCUCUUCGGAUAGCUUCAAUUAUUUUUCUUUCUGUACUGCUGUGGCUCCUUGCUGGACUUCAUCGCGGUUGGGAUAAAAUUUGGAUUCUUCUUGGGAUAAUGUCAUCCCUGACAUUUGCAGCGGUCUCUCUGGGAUUGUUUAUUGGCGCCGUGUCGCCUUCGCUUAAGGUAGUAGUGGUCGACAUUUUUACCCCAAAAUUUGGCUUUCAUUUGAGAAUCGUUUUUCCUCGUUGGAUAUGGCACAUCUCUCAAAUAUUGGCCCCACUGAUCAUAUCGGUGUUUAUGAUAUAUGGAGGAAAUAUGAGUCCCGCCGUCCUUGUGUCCAAACCUCUUGCCUGGCUUCAAUAUAUUAGCCCGAUACGCUAUGCUUAUACCGCAUUGUGCCAGAAUGAAUUUAGGGGUCUCAAGUUUUCUGGAGUUGGAUAUGAAACUGGGGAUUCCGUGUUGAGUGUCAUGGACAUGGAUCGAUACUCGAUUGGAAUCAGCGUGCUAGCCCUAAUAUGCAUUGGGGUUUUGCUGUUCGUUGUAUCUUUGGUUUGGUUUACCUUUUCAACCCGCCCUCGUAUUAACUUGAAAAUCAAGCCCAUUUCCCCCCUUUGA
Mitosporidium daphniae is the source of this 1944-nucleotide messenger RNA. RefSeq lists its product as uncharacterized. The record is from RefSeq and is a predicted model, not a curated record. NCBI's taxonomy places the organism in Eukaryota, Fungi, Microsporidia. Gene Ontology annotation, molecular function: ATP hydrolysis activity; ATP binding; ABC-type transporter activity. Bases 1 to 1944 code for a protein of 647 amino acids. The transcript is spliced from 4 exons. Gene Ontology annotation, cellular component: membrane.